AUGGCGAAUUUAGAGUCUGACUCACAGGGCAUGUCGUUUACCCUGAAUUCACACGCCACGGCGUUGUGUUUUAUUCCACCAGAGAGCGAGUGGCCACCGGUUGAUCGUCUUCGCACUCUUUACGACAAGGCUGCCCGCAAGUGGCCUCCCCAUGUCAACCUUGUCUACCCUUUUGUGCAGCCCGAAAGUCUUGAUGCUGCCUCGCAACGCAUUCAGUCCUUUUUGAAAGAUGAACCAGAAGACCCCAUCCACUUUCGUCUUAACACAGCCGGCGUAUUUGCCCAGCGCUAUGAGAAGACCCUCCACCUGAAAGAUGGCGACGAAGGCAGUUGCAUUGAGACUCUGCGCCAUCUGCGCUUCCGGAUCGUAAAGGCCCUGGCAGGAGGUGAUGCGGCCAAGGAAGACUACGAUUCUAACAGCUACCGGAUGCACAUGACCGUGGCACAGAGCAACAACAGCGCAUCAGCGAACUACACGGCUGCGGCCGAGACAGACGUUGCUGCCGGCGCAGCCGCCACGCCGGACGACACACAUGGCCAUGCGCACCGCUUCUUGCUGCAUAAGGUCGAGCGAGUGCCACCCGUCACAUGGACGGCCGACCGGCUGCACAUUGUUUUGCGCGAGCGGCUCACAAAGACACGAGGCAAUCGUAGGGAUGCGGAGGUCGUCGCCACAUCAAGCCGGAUGCGCUUAUGGGGCGUCAUCUACUUGGAUGACGGGCGGAUCGAGAAGCUCAGCCCGACACAGACGUUUUACGACGAGUUGCCGUUCGACGCAGACAGAACAUCCGGGGACGUUGAGACGGACGAAACGGGCAACGUGUACGCAGAUCAGGAGCGUGACAGCGAGCUGCCCGCCUUCCAGUGUGUCACGUUUGCUCCAGAAGACAACGAAUGGAUCCGCUGCUCGGAUGAGCACGACCUUUACACCUCGCUUGCCUCCGUUUCACCCACCCCCGGCGCGCUCUCGGUCGCCACAUACAAUGUCCUGGGCGAAUUCGAGUGGCCACCUGUGGAAGACCGUUUCCCGCUUUUGAUUAAGAACUUGCUGGCCACCAAUGCUACGGCGGACAUGCUGGUCUUGCAAGAAGUGACGGACCACUUUCUCACCGCUCUGCUCGGCGACGACGGCAUACGGUCUGCGUAUCCCUUUGCCUCCCACGGUCCUCCAGACCAGGAAGACAUGGAACCGCUGCCGAGUCUGCUGAACAUGGUCGUGCUGAGCCGGCGACCGUUUGCCUGGUCGUGGUUGGGCCUCCACCGAGCUCACAAAGGCGCAUUAAUUGCACGAUUCGAUCGAGAGGACGGCGACGUAGAAGAUGAUAACGACGACGAGGACAGGGACGAGGACGGCAAGAAGUACGGCCUCGUUUUGGCCACGGUCCAUCUCACCCACGGCCUCACCAACGGCUCGGUCGCCAGCAAGCGCGCCGAGCUGCAGCGGUUAUUUGGCCAUUUGGAGCGGUACUACCCGUCUCAUCGCGCUGAUGCGGUUGUGGUUGCGGGUGACCUCAAUAUCCACUCCUCGUCCUUUGCCAUAGAGGCGGCCAUUCGCCGCAAAGGCAUCUCAGCACAGACCGCGCGGUACGUCGAGACUGGAUUCGACGAGCUGUUUGCCCAAUACGGCUUCACCGACACAUAUUGCGCGACACAGACGCUCAGCAAUAUCCAUGGCCAAGACGACGAAAGGCCCGCGUCGGAUGAAGCGAAGCACGAUCUGCGGCACGACAACGGCGAUAUUCUCCUGUAUGACGGCGAAGAGGGUGCGACAUACAACCCGUUCACAAACGCGCUUGCGGCUCGAAUUGUUGGCAGUGGUCUCAAUACGCGGCCGGAACGCUUCGACCGUAUCUUGGUUCGUGGCGGUGCCAAAGACUACAUGAACGAGCAUGACGGCGACGGCCAGGAGGACGAAUAUGGCCGAAGCCAGUAUCGUAUUGCUGGCUACAACUCGUUUGGAUUCCCUUCCGCCAGCAUGGACCACAGCUCUGCGAGUGAUUACGCAAGCGACCACUGGGGCAUCCGCUGCUCCUUUGAGCCUGCUGGCGAUGAAGACGAGGAGGGCGACGAUGAUACCGCAGCCACGACACUGGCCAUCGCCAAAGAGGCUGUCGAGGCCGAAGCCGAACGGCCAGAUAUUUCCGCUGAUAUAGAGAAGCUGAUUGUACCUGUUCUGCCCCUCCGGACUCCUGCUGGACCUCUCGUCGAUGGCGGUACUGCCGCUGUCACGUCUGCACUCACGAAGCUCGAUGUCAUCCCGUCAGACGACGAAAUUUCCCGCCGGAAGGCCGCCUUCGACCGCCUCAAGGCUAUCAUUCUGGACGAGGAGGCUGGCAUAGAGCCUGCAAAAGCCAACGCCAGGUCCCGUCAGCUGGUUGUUGUUGCCGUUGGGUCCUACGGCCUCGGUGUCUGGACCCCGUCCUCCGACAUGGACUGUCUCUGCAUCGGCCCGUUUGGCUCACAGACUUUCUUUGCUUUGGCUACACAGAGGCUGCGAGCGGCUGGUAUCGCUUCCGCUGGUGCAGGCGGCGAUGCAGCGGACGCCGUCAAGAUUAUCCGCCGUGUUCGUGCUCACACCGGCACGAUGCUGGAGCUCGAGAUCAACGGCAUCCGUAUGGACCUCCAGUACUGCGGUGCCGCCGUCAUCGCUGAGACCUGGCCUGCCGUACUCGUGCUGCCGCAAACGCACCCCGUUUUUGCACUUUCGCCUCAGACACUGUCCAAGCUCAAGGCAGCUCGCGACCUCUACUAUUUUCGCAAAUCGUUCCCAGACAUGGCCGCCGACACUGCAAAAAUCUGCUCAGCCAGCAACUUCCGCACUGCCCACCGUGCCAUCAAGACCUGGGCACGCGCCCGGGGCCUGUAUGCCGCACGCUUUGGCUACCUCGGCGGUAUCCAGAUCGCGCUCCUCCUGGCGCGCGUUAUGAAGCUGAUGCAGCGUGCAGUCGACAAGGCUACGGAGGACGUUGGUGAUGCCGCUUCCGACAAUGCAGAGGAGUACACUGUUGCCGAUAUCCUAGUCACCUUUUUCCAGCACUACGCCGACUUUGACUGGACGACCAAGAUGGCGUUCGAUCCCUUUUUCCACAACCAAAAGGCGCCGUACGCCCCGUCCAGCCGCGAACCCCUGGCCAUUCUCGGCUACCACCGCCCGCAGCUCAACACCAGCAUGGCCGCCUCUGUGCCGUCGGUCCGCGUUCUUUCGGACGAAUUCAAGCGGGCCGCCAGCCUGUUGCGCGAGGGCAAGGACGGCUUGACGUGGUCUGCCUUCUUUGAUGGUGGACGUUCCACGAUCCCGCCGGCCUUGCUCGCUGGUCCAGCCGAGUUUGUCCGCGCCUACCGCUCCUACAUCAAGCUGGACCUGCAGUACUGGGGGCUGUCGCUGGCGCGCGGAUCGUCGUUUGUGGGCUGGCUCGAGUCGCGGUGCGUUCUGCUCUUGGUCGACCUGGCCCGGCGCCUGCCGACUCUGAAUGCCCGCAUCUGGCCUGGCCGAUUUGUUCAGGCGGAAGAGGAGUCUGAAGCGAAGGCAAAGAACACGGACGACGCCGACGAAACCCGCCAGUACCAGGGCUGCUACCUGGUCGGUCUCGACCUUCCGGCGACUAUGACGCGUGACGAGCGUCGCAUUGCCCUGGGGACGCUGCAAACGAUCCUGGCGCACUUUGAGAAGCAGAUCCGGCGGGGCGGCGAUGGUCACACGAACGCCGGCCACUUUGACCCGCAGUGGCAGUGGAUCGAUGUGAGCGUUGCCAACCGUGCGGAUCUGGGAAAUGUAGACCGGCUGCGCCUCGACGACCGUGCUUGGGGCCAGUACACUCCCGGUGACGAGGAGAGCGACGAUGACGACGAUGAGGAGGAGACGGAGGAGGGAGCGGUGGAGAGCGAGGAGAGCGGCGGCAAGGACGACGGAGAGGUGACGCACAACGAAGAUGGCGAGAAAGUCGAGUCCGGCGAGGAGGGCAAAACCAAGAAAGGCAAAGGCGGCAAGAAGAACGCGAAGAAGCUGCCUCUGGCGGUAGCGCACCGUCCCGGGGGCGGCAAGUUCCGCACCGCACAGGAUGUCAUCAAGCGCCUGCGCUGGGACCCGCACCUUGACCGCAGCGACUUUAUCGUGGGCUACGAGGACCGGUUCCUGGGCGCGCGUGAGCGGCCGCUGGAGUCGUGGAAGUCGGAGCAGACGCACGAGGAGUUCAUCCCGCAGCACCGGAUCCUGUACUUUAAGCGACGCAGCGACGGCGUUGUGGUGUGGGACAGGCGGACACGGAAAGACGACGUGUUCGGGAGUGGUGUGUCAGGAGCUAUCUAA
Molecule: messenger RNA, 4305 nt
Organism: Sporothrix brasiliensis 5110
Lineage: Eukaryota; Fungi; Ascomycota; Sordariomycetes; Ophiostomatales; Ophiostomataceae
Exons: 1
Coding region: 1-4305 (1434 amino acids)
Cellular component (GO): nucleus
Molecular function (GO): RNA binding; poly(A) RNA polymerase activity
Source: RefSeq, a predicted model, not a curated record